AUGCAGACACCUGCUUUGCUGGCUCUACUGCUCCUGUCCCUUGGCCUCGUGGAAGCCCUUCAGGCCCAGAAGCACCCCAUCACACGACGACAUCUGUUCUCUCAAGAAAUGCCCCUGGACAUGGCCUUGGCCUCCUUCGAUGACCAGUAUGCUGGCUGUGCAGUGGCCAUGACAGCAGCUCUCCCGGAUCUCAACCGCACGGAGUUUCAGGCCAACAAAGUGUAUGCUGACGGGUGGGUGCUGGCCAGCAGCCAGUGGCAGGAGCGCCAGGCCUGGGGGCCGGAGUGGAGCCUCAGCGCUACUCGCGCACCUGUGCCCCCGGGGUUCCGAGACCAGCACGGGGUGGCUCUCCUGGCCUACACAGCCAACAGCCCCCUGCACAAGGAAUUCAAUGCCGCGGUGCGCGAGGCCGGCCGCUCCCGGAACCACUACCUCCACCACUUCUCCUUCAAGACACUCCAUUUCCUGCUCACCGAGGCCCUGCAGCUGCUGGGCAGGGGCCAGUGCCGCCAGGUGUUCAGAGGGGUGACUGGACUGCGCUUCCGGCCCUCGGGGCCUGGGGCCACCGUGAGGCUCGGGGGCUUCGCCUCUGCAUCCCUGCAGAAUGCUGCGGCCCAGAAUUUUGGUCAGGACACUUUCUUUGGAAUCUGGACCUGUCUUGGGGCGCCUAUCAAGGGCUACUCUUUCUUCCCUGGGGAGGAGGAGGUUCUGAUACCGCCCUUUGAGACCUUCCAGGUUAUCAAUGCCAGCCGACCCGCCCAGGGCCCUGCCCGGAUCUACCUGCGGGCUUUGGGCAAACGCAGUACAUACAACUGCGAGUACAUUAAAGAUAAGCAGUGCAAGGCUGGGCCCUGCCGUCCAUAUAAUUCAGCCAUGGGUCCAGGUUCCCUCUCUGGAGUCUGGUCCUUCCUGCUGCUGCUCUGGUUCCUUGUGGUGGAGGCCUUUCCAGAGGGCCCAGGACUCCUCUGA
Molecule: messenger RNA, 969 nt
Organism: Elephantulus edwardii (Cape elephant shrew)
Lineage: Eukaryota; Metazoa; Chordata; Mammalia; Macroscelidea; Macroscelididae
Gene: ART1
Product: ADP-ribosyltransferase 1
Exons: 4
Coding region: 1-969 (322 amino acids)
Molecular function (GO): NAD+ poly-ADP-ribosyltransferase activity; NAD+-protein-arginine ADP-ribosyltransferase activity
Source: RefSeq, a predicted model, not a curated record